Homalodisca vitripennis (glassy-winged sharpshooter) is the source of this 11854-nucleotide messenger RNA. RefSeq names its product thrombospondin type-1 domain-containing protein 7A-like. NCBI's taxonomy places the organism in Eukaryota, Metazoa, Arthropoda, Insecta, Hemiptera, Cicadellidae. The record is from RefSeq and is a predicted model, not a curated record.
CAGGGUGGUGCGCGCAGGGUGCGUCGCGAUCGUUCUCCGUGGCUAACUCCUCACCUUCCUAAUAGGAAGUCGUUGAAUCGAGUUGAAAACAUUUUUGUGAAAACAACAUCGAUAUUAGGUCAUCUGCAGUUCUAGGAUUUACUGAUUAAUUUAAGAAUGCUGUAGUGGGCCCACUGCAAUGUUGGCAGCACUGACUUUGAUAGCCUGCCUGGCCUUGCCCUCCUGUCAUGGCCGCACAGUCCAGGAAACCCCGCGCUACCACUGGCGGACAGACAUGUGGGGCUCAUGCUAUGUCGAGCGAGGGUGUGGCGAGGGUCAACGGGAAAGGAAGGUUUGGUGUCAAGACACUCAUCAGGGCCAGGCUGUCACCCUGUACCACUGCCGGCCCAGAGACGAGCCUUCUCGGACCAAGCCAUGCUUCGUGGCUUGCAGGCAUCAUAAAGAUCAUCUAGAGUGGCGGGUGGGAGACUGGGGACCUUGCCUCGCUGUGGACUCGGAGCUCAGUAAGAUGGGAGCCGGCUCCAUGGAGCGUAACGUAACCUGUGUCCUCACUUCUCACGAGGGAUUUCAGAAUUCUCUGCAGAUCGACGAGGAGAACUGCUUGGUUGUGUCCACACGCCCGGAGACUCAGCGCGACUGUACGCUCCCGACUCAGCAGGACUGUGUGCUGACGGAAUGGUCCGCUUGGACGGCUUGUUGUGAUGGCACUCAGCAUAGGACCAGGAGUGUACUCGUGGCCCCUCACUAUGGCGGGCAACCCUGCCCUCAGCUAAGCGAGUGGAGAUCCUGUGAGGUGGAGGACAACAGCAUAGAGGGCGGUGGAGGAGGCAGUGAGCCAGGGUGCGCGCCCCACACUGAAGGGGUACGACUGCGGGUAGAGAGGUGGGGAGAGUGCCGCCCGAGCCCUCAUGAGGUGUGGGACGGCGAGAACAGUGACCACACGGACAACUACUACAAGCACUGGCCCCAGGUGGGGACCCAGAGACGGGAGUUCACCUGCCUCAACGUCAACGGUACCACUCUGCCUCUCAGCUCAUGUACGAAGGAGAAGGGGGAGUCCUCGCUGCCUCCGAGAGAACGUGCCUGUAUCCUGGCCCAGGACUGCAGCGUCAGUGAGUGGACAGACUGGGCAGUGGUACAAGAGGGCUGUGUGGACGCCACCGGAAAUGUCUGGGCAGAAAUCACGGAGCGUCGCAGGGAGGUCCUGAGACUACAUGAAGGUCAAGGUCAGCCAUGUCCUCAUCUGAUAGAGACAAAAUCCACUACCUCCAACCUACCAUUGUGUUCCCACAAGUACAGAUGGUUGGCCUCCAAGUGGAGUGCUUGCACACUACCCAAUGUGAUGGCUGAAGUGGUGUGCGGCGGGGGUCUUCAGUUCCGUAACAUAACCUGUGUCGCGGCCCAGGGUGGCCAACCUCUCCCCACCAAAUCAUGCCACACCAUACCCCCACCACCAACCGUUCAGAGAUGUGAGGUGGCAUGUCCUCGGGACUGUGAAGUGGGCCCUUGGGGACCUUGGGGGCCAUGUCUACCCCUCCACUGUCCUCCGGCAGACGAAGCCAAUUUGUCUUCUAAAGGUCACCGCAAGCGGACUAGAGCUGUGGUGGUACCGCCCAGUGCACUAGGGUUGGAGUGUCCCUCACUGACAGAGGUGCAGCCCUGCCCACACCCAGCAUGCUACAGCUGGACUGUGGAGCCGUGGGGAGCUUGCCAACUAGAGCCUGGCACUGGCACCAAGUGUGGCACUGGGCGUCGGACACGACGUGUGGCUUGUACCACUCAUAGUGACGCCUCCGACUUCAAGGAGGUGGUGGCGGACUGGCUCUGUACACAGCUGAAGCCCCCUACAGAGGAACCUUGUCUGCUGCCCUGUCCGUACGACUGUGUAGUGUCUGGCUGGUCCAACUGGAGUCCUUGCUCUCAGUCCUGCUCCACACGUAACAAGAUGGCCAUGAGAUAUCGUAACCGCACCAUCAUUGCUCCUCAUGGCCCUGGAGGUCAUCCGUGCCCAGAUCCUGACGAGAUGCUGCAGAUGGAUGGCUGCAACAGUCAUGGUUGCCACGGUUACAGUUGGCUCACCCUGCCAUGGCAACCCUGCAAUGCCUCCUGUGACUCCGGCGAGGGUGUUCAGCUGCGUGAGGUCUGGUGUGUGCAGGACAACCAGGACAUGGUCAACGAGUCCAAGUGUGAACUGCUGACCAAGCCUGUGACGGCCCGCAGUUGUGUACAGGACUGUCCAGUGCAGUGCGAGGUCUCCCCGUGGUCUGAGUGGUCUCCUUGCCCACCUCUUAACUGUCAGCCAAAUGGAACAAGGGCAGCAGCCACAACCCAGUCCCGGUACCGGGUGGUGGUAGAGGGCUCAGACUGUGGACCCCUGGACGAGACCCGGGAGUGUUUCACCCCCAGUGAACCUUGCCCACGCCACACCUGGAGCACUGGGGACUGGUCUCAGUGUCAGCUGGCUCACGAUGUACGCUGCGGGCACGGCCUGCGCACCAGAGACUUGUGGUGCAGUGAGGAUGGCUCAGAGCGGAAAGUCGAGCUGCGGCUAUGCUUGGCCACACGGGCGACAUUGCCUGUCACUGUCCAGCGCUGUCAUGUCGACUGUCACGUGCCCUGUCAGCUGACAGAGUGGUCCUCAUGGACUCUGUGUAAACAACCAUGUUCAGGGGCUCGUUCUCGCACCAGGCAGCUAAUAGGUCUGUCGGAGGGUCAUGCCGUGUGCCAGGAGAUGCCCUUGGUGGAAACCAAGCCCUGUCCAUGUGAGAUGUAUGACUCUCGUCCCAUCUCCAACUGGUCCAGCUGCCUCACCAACGGCAGUCUAGGUUGUGGUCUUGGUACCCGCUACAGAGCCGUCGGCUGCUACAAUGACAAGGACCAGAUGGUAGAUCCCAGUUUGUGUGGAGGUGGCAGUGGUCUGCAGGAGGAGCCGUGUCUGGUGCCGUGUCCACUGGACUGUCAGCUGAGCGAGUGGACAGCCUGGCGCGAGUGUAAUGUGCGGUGUGGCCCCGGCCUACAGAACCGCACCAGGCAGGUAGUACAGCCAGGUAACGCAGGUGGGCGGCAGUGUGGACCACUCACCCAGUGGAAGCUGUGUCAGGUGCCGUGUGAGGUGUUCCAGUGGCAGGUGGGUGGCUGGAGUGAAUGUAUCCUCAUACCGGCGGACCGCAAGCAAGGAUGUGGCACCGGGGACCAGUACCGACAAGUGAGGUGUGUGGACACGCGAUCUGACUCACCAGUAGAUGACGAGUACUGUGACUGGACCACCCAACCUGUGGACAUCAACGCCUGUCACGUGGCCUGCCCUGGUGACUGUGUGCUCAGUGCCUGGUCCGAGUGGAGUAGUUGUCCAAAGGGCUGCAUUGGAAACGGACAACAACAGCGGACUCGGUCCCUUCUGCGAGCAGCAGCGACAAGAGGUGCCACCUGUCAGCACACAAUACAGACGCAGGCUUGCCAACUGAACAUCACCUGCUUCACGUACCAUUGGGUGGUAACCAACUUUAGCUCAUGCUUACCGUUGGGUGGCAGUCCUUGUGGGGAGGGCAUGACUACCCGAGCUAUUUACUGCCAGCGGAGUGACUCCAGACCUGUGGAAGACAGUUGGUGCAGUGAAGAGACUAAGCCAACACCAGCAGAGAAAUGGUGCUAUGUUGACUGUCCGGUGGACUGUCAUGUGGCAGAGUGGAGUGAGUGGAAUGCCACGCAAUGCCACUGUGGAGAAACAGGUGUUAGCAGACAUGCCUUCAUAUCAACCAACCCCAGCUCAUCCGGUCGCCCUUGCCCCUCACCACUGGUUCAGUGGAAGCCCUGUCCAGCUGUGCCAUGUUACACGUGGCAGACCGGGGCUUGGUCUGACUGCCAGCUACAUGGAGCCAUGUGCGGCCACGGAGUGAGGAACCGCAAUGUCACCUGUGUGCGAGGCGGAGACAACACAACAGUAGAAGCAUGGCACUGCUCAGGCUCAGCCAACCGCAAGCCAGUGUCAUGGGAGACAUGUCACAUCGCGUGUGACAGCGACUGUCAGCUCUCCGAGUGGUCUCACUGGUCACAUUGUCAUGGAGACUGUCUAAAGGAUACAACAGGCUAUGCCACACGAUCACGGGCAGUGUUAAGGCCACCACAAUCUAAUGGAGGCGAACCCUGCCCUGAGGCCCUGUGGGAAACCAGAACCUGUGACCUCGGCCCUUGUCUCACCUUUGCUUGGACCAUAGCACCAAACGGACAGAUUGUGUGUCAACGAUCAGACGGCCUCCAUGUUGUUGGAGGGUGUGACGGUAAACGUAAACCAACCUUGUGCGAGUGGAAGGGAGGUCGCUGCAACUGCAUAGAUGGUGCUGUCGUCCAACCUCAGUUUGCUUGUCUUGAACAGGCUCAGGUCCAAGCAAGACUCUACUAUCCAAAAGACGAUGACCUGAAUGUGUGGAUGUUUGCAAUGAUCGGUAUCGGCUGUGUGUUCAUCGUGUUCGUGGCUGCCUCUAUCUUCCUGCUCUGGUCAGUAUACUCUAGUGCUCAUCCCUGCAAGGAGAGUGCAGACGAGUGCCACCUCCUCGGCAUCAACGACGGAAAAGCUAAUCCUAAUGAUGAUGAUGACAGUUAAACCCGUCCUAAACUGUACUCCUAAACUGGUAGAAACUACUUGUUGUUAGAUGGUGGCACCCAUGUUAAAAAUGCUGAAUUGUAUAUUAUUAAGUUUGGGGUUGUGAUCAAAAGGUAGGCGUUUUACAUAGUCUUGACCGUAAUCGUUAACAAAUUACCUCCCAUUCAAAAUACGGCAUUUCCUUGGUUGUAAAAGUAACAAGAGUGCCACUAUCUAAGAAUUGACACAGGUCCUCUCUACUGGAAAGCACUACUCUUUUGUGCUGGAUGACAAAUUUUUAUACAUAUCUCUUUUUACAGUAAACUCACCUAUCACAAAUGUUUAUUUUACUUUACUGGAGGCUAGCUGCGGGGAGAAUGCUGUUCGAGUUUAAAAAAAACUGUAGAGAUAUUUACUUUUGCUUUCCAGAUAAUUUUAUUGAUGUGAUUUCUUAGCAUAGUUUUUAAUUAGUGUGUAAAACAUUUGGUAAAAUGAAGUUUUAAUAAUUUUGCAGUAUUAUCAAUCUAAUAAUUAGUAUGCAUUCAGGGUUUUGUUUAUUUAUUCUUCUAAUGUAUCUUUAUUAUGAUUAAAGGAAACAUUAAAUACUUUUACAGGUAUAAUAUACAUUUAUAUCCUUAACAAGUGAAAUUUGCCAUUCAAUUUUACUUACAUUAUUGUCUGCUGUAAACUUAUUUAUCAUCAUUUGCCUUUGGCCAUUCAUCCGUAGAUUAGACUAACUCACAUUUCACCGCUUCAGCUGUCAUUCUCACUAUCUGUGUUGUUUUUCUGAUGCCAAACUAACGAAUCUAAUGUAAUAUUUUCAGUAAUACCGGAAGACAGUCAAACGUUCGGGCAAAGUAACAGUUGGCAGGCUACAGCCCCAGGAGGCUAACCACCACCAGCGGCUAACCUAGAGAGGUGGUUUAUAAAUUUUAGCAAAAUCAUUUGGUGCAGCUGAAUUUUGUUGAAGGUCUGACCUUUACAGUCAGUGAAACAGGCCCUUCACCUUUCAUUGGAAACAAAUACUGCUAUUAGUUCAGUGUGAAGCUGGUGUAGGUUUAUUUUACAAUUAACAUUUAUCAUGGAUAUAUUUUUAAAAACAUUCAUUAGAUAAAUGCGAUUGUUCCAAUAGUUUCAAUUAUAGCAGUCAAACUUUAUCCCUAGAUAAAUACAAUAUUUUAUUAUAAGGGUUGCAACUAACAAAAUUGGUAUUGUAAUUCAUAUACGCUUGCUAUAGUAAGACAAACAACAAAAGAAAAAACAUAAAAAAAUCAUCCACUCUCUUUCUUUCCUAUCUCUUUUUUUAAGUCAUGAUAACAAAUAUUUUUUGUGCUGACAGCCAGUCUCCCACUUCGCAGGCCUGCAGCUUACAUAUAUCAACUCAGUUGCGGCUCAUCCAUAAGGGCUUUGGGGUAGAGCCCCUCUCCUCCCAGUAAAAACCAAAAAAAAUAAUAUUUAUGUAAUAAUCCAACUAUGUAAAAUGGAAAAGUGCCUAUUUUGUCUACCAUCAAAAUGUCAUUAGCAAAAUAUUUGAAGCCAGCGCUUCCAUCACAGUAUUCAAGGACGCUGUCAGAGCAAAAUAGCAAAAGCUAUUGGCCAAAGAUGGUGAGGCAUAUAUAUGCUUUUGAAUAGGAGCUUUUGGGCAGAGCCCUCACUGCACUACUGCUGCUAUCUAUUGGGUGGUGAAUGCAACUACGUGACACAUAAUUCAUGAUAAUGCGAUGACAUCAAUCUUUUAUAUGAUUCCUAUCUUCUGCUAUAAGUAUAAUUAAUAAAGGCAUAACCAUUUAUGUUUAUUUACCAAUGCCAAUUUUAGAGUAUAAAGAAUAAUACGUGUAAUAAUGUGUUUUGAAUAGCCCUCGUAUAGCUAAGUAGGGUAAUAAUAUAACAGAACAAAGUAUUUAUUUUUAAGCUAUCUUAUCAAAAUAAUAUAUUCCAUCCUACAAUAUUUAAAACGUAUUUACUAUACAAAACAUUCGUUUGAAUUAAAUAGUUAAUAAUAGUUUGGCGCUGGAACAAGAAUUCUUAACAAAUGCAGUAGGCUAUGCUUAAAAAUAAUGAACUUUAUAUCGUGCUGAAACCAUAAAUGAGCCAAGAUAUCAUAAUGUUCAUACGUUAAACUUAUUUAGUGACAUAACAACAUCAAAUUUAAUGUUUAUUAUAGCUAAAUGUCUUAAAAAUCACUUUUAAUUACUCACUACUAAAAAAACUCUCUCACUGUUUGUUAGGCCACUAACGGGUGUAGUGCCCAUGUGAGGAGCCCCUCUGGUGUUCAUGCCUCUGAACCGCCACUGUGAUAACUAGUGUUUCAUUUACAACUACUAGGUCAGUCAAACAUUGAUUAAAAUAUUUAAUUUUCCCUUGCAGAGUACAUGGGUAUAGUUCUUUGAAUAAAGCAAUCUAGCAAACUGGCAUUACAACUAACUUUAGUUCUAAUUCGUACUUCUACCCACCACUCCAUGCACAACAAAGUUCAAUUUCCCCUGGGUAUUGUUCCAUUAUAGCAGAGCGUAUUCAAUUAUCUUGAUUCCUUUUAUAAUUGGGUAGACAAAAAUACAUCUAAAUUUGAAUUAUUUUAGAAACUGAUUGUUUAAUUGUCUUUAAUUUAUGUUAAGUGAAAUAAUUCGUAAGAAACUCAAGAUCUGUUAAAUUAUUAUAAUAUAUGUUUAGGUGAAUGGCCUGUGGCAAAGAAAAUAAGUUUAACAAACAAUUAAUAGCAGAUUUUGCUAAAUUUGACUGAUUGGCUCUAUUGGUCUUCAAACAUUGUUCUCCAAGUGGGUAUUGAAAAUAGUUUAAACAAAACCAAAUUACUGAUGGUUAAUUGCCUGUUUUACAGCAGAAAGUGUUAAAUUGCUCAAUUGUAGGUUUAUAUGCUUAACCAUGAACAGUAUUUAAAUGAAUUCAGAUUUCACAAAUUUUAGAUUGAUAAAUUUGUAGUAAAAGGGAAUUCACUGAACACAGACGUCUCCUUUUGAAUGGCAUAUUUCAUUUCUUCACCAAAAGUAGUAUGACGUAUUGAAAGCUUAUAAAGUAUUAUAACUUAUUUGUAUAUUAUUAUAAAUGACUUUACUUAUAAUAAUUUAAUUCAAGGUAAUAGUUUUGUCUGUUAUUACAGUAUAUUUUACACCCAGGAUAUUACUGUUAUAUUUUACUGCCAGUAUAUAAUUAGAUGAAAUAACUGGUUUUGGAUUUAUACAGAUUCACUGUACAUUGUGAUGUUCACUGAUUUCCCUUCUUAGGUAGAAUUCGAACAAGCCUGUACGAUAGAGUAACAUGAUCUGGGCUGCAGCGUUCAGAAUCCGAGCCACUUCUAACACACAGUUGUUCCUUGUUGAGAUCAAAAAUUAUGAAAGUUUCAAUCCUUUUGCAGAUUUUCACACCACAUACGAAUUGCUUGGUUAAACAUUGAUGAUUUUGAGAGCAGCAUCGUAAAUUAUUUUACAGGUUUCAGAUGCAAUGUGAGAGCCAUACUUUUGAUAUGAUAAGUUGAUUCAGAAAUAGAUUACAAUAGUACACAACACCACAUCAUGAUUGAAUUAAUUGGUUGUUUAUUGAUACAGUUAUUAAUUAGGUUUAAACACCAAUCAGUAACCAAAAAACUGUUGCCAAUGGAGCGAGUCACUGUAAAAAUUAAACUCAGAACAUUGUUACUGUUGAGAUCAAUUGUUGUUUCAAGAGAUCAGUGAUAACAUUCCUUUAGAAUAAUAAGAAACUACACGAUUUAUAAACAUAAACAUGAAUAUUUGGGGGUUUUUAACAUAAAAUUUACUGUAACAAUUGAAAAAUUACAGUACUGUGUAUUUAUUAACUUUUACAGUUUUAAUAUUUGGUUUUUCUGUCAUUAGAGUUACAUUUAACAUCAAUAUACUACUGAACUAGGAGUGUAAGAGUAAAUAUUUAGUUUAAAACGCUUCUUUUCUUCUUUGUUUUCGUUUAAAUAAUGAGUUUAAUUUUGCUAUUGAAGUGUUUUUAUAGAAUUUAUUACUCAUAGAAACAAUGUUUUAAAAUCUGCUACCAUAUGCUUUACACUUAUUUCAACAACUGCCUGUUUUAAAGGCACCAUUCCGUUUUUGUAACCUAAAAAUAAUUUUUAAAUGUUAAUAAAUAUACAUUUUGCUUGAAGGCAAAAACAAAAUCACUGUUUUCUAAUCUAGCGGAAAAAUUUCAACUCAUUUCAUUAAUUUGAGAAAUGUCUUCGCUUACAACUUCUUUCAAUUAACUUGCCUAUUGCCUCAGUAUGAACGUGAGUGCAAGAAGGGAUUUUUACAGUUUAUAACAAAUAUUACUGUGAAGUGAUGAGGACCAUUGGCACAGUUUAACAGUCUCCCCGUGUUGAACCCCCCACUGUCACCCCCCCCCAGACAUGUCACCAUCCUACUCUAUGUGUAACUGUAACACUGACCACCCCUCCCCUUUUGCUGUGUUAAUGUUGUAUAAAGUGUCAAAUACAGUAUUUACAGCUCCACUACUGCAUAUCCAUUAUUUCUUUAUUACACGGAUAUAGUUUUAAUUCCAUCAUCUCCUCUAUGUGUGAUUAUUAGUGAUAUCUAUGUUUUAUACAAUAUUAGACAUUUUAUAUGUAUCAUAGAUAUGUUUUUGUACUAAAAUGUUUUAUGAAAACUGUAACAUAAGAUGAUGUAAAGCACGGACUUAAGCAACAAACAAAUCAGUAGCAGCGUAGACAAAUUUGUAAAAUAGUUUAGCUGAUCGAAUUUUGUCUUUAUUUUCGAAUCUGAUAGUACAAUAAAGCACAAAUCUAUUUUUGAAGUCUUUUGUGAAGGUAGAUUCUUUGGAUUUACCCUUUAGUUUUGGAAUGAUUUUGUAAUUUUUCUCUCUUUUGACCUGUGCGUUUGUUGUUUAAGAACCUGGAGGAGAUUCGAAUUUCUUGCGACGUCCUAGAGUAGUGGAUUUACCUUGUACAAAUCAAUUUCAUCUUUGUAAUACUACCAACAUGAGGCUUUUACAGAUGAUCAGUUCUGAGCUUCUGCUUGGUGGGGUUUCUUGUAAAGAGACUCCUGUUAUUGUUUGUGGUUGUGAUUUAUUUGUUAACAACUUAGUUUUAGACAUCGAAAUGUUACUAUUGAUAUAUUGUCCUGAUAAAUGAUCUGAUUCUGUUGAUUCUAUCUGUGUUAGCUGUUACUGUUAUGUUCAAUGUUAUUUGUUGGAUAUGUUGAUGUAGUAGUUUUUUAUUUUUAUGAUCUAUCUGUUAAGUCGUUCUCAGUCGUACUUCAAAAUGUUCCUCGACUUAACACUGUUUAUCAAGAAGAGAGAAGUUUUCUUAAGGUUUGCUUGAGUUUCAAGAUUUUAUUUUUAAAAAAGAUCCAAAAUAACACACAACAAAUUGAAUUGUCUACUGAAGAAUAUAACCAAUAAAAUAUUUUACUUGCACUUUUAAUGCAAAUAUACUUUAUAUUACAAUUUUAAAUUUAAUUAAUAGCAUUAUUUUUAGUAUGUGGGUUGUAUUAUUACCAUCCAACUGCAAUAGAAAUAUUUAUUAAAGUGAUAAGUUAAAGUUCUGUAAAGAACACUAAUCAAUCUUCAUGUUACAGAAAUUGUUUGAGUAUUAACAAAAUAAUAAUUUUAAUUCAAACGAUAACAAUUCAUGUUUUUACAAACUGAUAAAAGGUAACAUAUAUUUGAUGAGUUUGAAAUUCAAAAUGAGAUAAACAGUCACAAAUUUUGUAGCUAAAUAAGUACUAAUGUAAUUAACAACUUUAGUAACCUAAGUAAACUAAGUACAACAACUAAAUAGGAGAUUUUAGUACAAAUUAAAAAGUCUGUUACGUUUCUGUAAAAAUAUUUUAUGAUCCAUUAUAAUUCAACAAGUUACUUUCUCAAACAAAAAGAAGAAAUCCUGUGCAGCGAACUACAUUUGUUUGUCGACUUAGGUACUUAAUACACAAAUAAAUGUUUAAUACAAAAUAGUUUGGUAAUUUUUACCGCUUCAAUAUGCUGUUUUCUCAUGUAAAUGUCAUGUUCUACAAAUUAAAACUAUUUUAUCUUUCUUUUUUUGAAGAAUACACGAGUAUCACUAAUGUGUAAAGUUUUUUUAACAGAAAAAGCAAUGUAUGUUUCUUUCUUUGUACUAUAUAAAUCUAUUAUAAUCUAAUGUCCAUUCACUGUCUAAAAUUACAAAUUUUAAUAAAAACAAUAUCCCAAAUAUCUUAACAAAUAUUACAGUUUAUUACAGGAUUUUCAAACUACUAAAUCUGUUUUACCAUUAACAACACUUUUCUAAAUAAUAAUUUUGUACUUAUGAAAACAAUAUAAAUUGUAUGGAAAAGUUUUGUUGAUUUUUAUCUGAACACGUCGUCACCUGCCAGUGCCAUGAUCUGUAGGUUGUCACUUCGAACAGCUGUCACGAGGUGCUCUAACAUGGUUGUGUCUCAUAGAUUAGUCGUUGGAUCGUUCUAGAUUUUAUAUUUACUAUCAAUUAAUUACUGUACAUAAUUAUAUGUCUAGUUUGUGUUAUAUUUUAACGUUUAUGUUCCUCAGGCACAUGUUAAUCUUACUAACUAGCACCGUGUCAACAAAUGCAUUGACUUCAGACGUCGUCUGAUGUAUCAUAUUUUCACCCCCACCCCAUUGUUACAUCGAACCAUUGUUUGUAAUGUAUUGUCUACCAACGUCCAAGAUUCGUAGUUACUUUAUCUCAUUGUAAUAUGACUCAUGUUUGUGCUGAUAUGUAAAAAUAUGAGUUUUUAUUUAUUAUUAUUAUCAAUAAGUUGAAAAGCACAAAUAAAACAUUAUAAAAAUUGCUGAAAAGUAUCAAAACUAAAAUGUACUACCUGAAAUUAAUUUUUUUUUCCUUUUAAUAUUUAGCUAAGUAAAAUCAUGCUUAGUAUUCAUUCUUAAUCAACUGAAUUACUUUGAAUUUUCUUGUGUGUAAAGUAAACGGCUUAGUGAGUUAUUUGUUUAAUAGCAUCAAUCAUUAUUCAGGCCAAGCAAAAACGCUAAUGCGAUCUUUAAGUUAACGGCAAUGUGUUUAAGCUAAUUUUGCUGUAAGUACCACAUAAUUUCCUGCCAGAUUAGGAAAACGCUGAUGGUUUAAAAAUGUUUUCCGAGGUAAAAGUAAACUUAAUUCGUAUAUCUACAUAUCUGGCCUAUAUAUUUUGUGUAGACAAUAGACAAUAUUUGUAUGUGUAUAAGCUUGUAUAUAAAUGUUGUAUACAGUAAGCUAAAACAUAGUGGGAACUGUCCAUUUACCUUACUUUUUGUAUGUUUAUUGUCAUGUAUGUUAUAUAUAUGAAUAUAAUAAAAUAAUAAAUUUAACUA